UUAUGAGGUCUAUAUAAGAUGCCUGGUGAUUCUCUCUUCAUGUAGACAGUUCUACUGUGGUUCUGCAGACGCGUUAACAGUUAUCUACAGCCUGUUUCACUGCUACUCAUGGGGUGCACAAUUCUUCCGUGUAUGGCUGCCCUGCUCUUUUUCAGUGGGGUGGUGACAGUACACGCUACAAUGACAACAGAAGAGCCAACAACAACAGCAAUAGCUACAACAACAAUUCCAACAACAGUAGAGACAACAGCAGAAGAGACAACAACAGAAGAGACAACAACAACAGCAAUAGCUACAACAACAAUUCCAACAACAGUAGAGACAACAGCAGAAGAGACAACAACAGAAGAGACAACAACAGAAGAGACAACAAUAACAACAACAACAAUGGCUACAACAACAGUGCCACCCACAACAGAAGAGACAACAACAGAAGAGACAACAACAGUAGAGACAACAGCAGAAGAGACAACAACAGAAGAGUCAACAACAGAAGAGACAACGACAGAAGAGACAACAACACCAGCACCCUGUCAGACCCUGAACUGCGCUUCAGAUGAAGUCUGUAGGCAGAUAAAUGGAGUCUAUGGCUGUGGAUGUGGAUACUUUACAACGCACAGCCCGAAUAUUUAUGACGCCAUUGAGACAUGUUCAGGAAGUGCUGCAUUACUUUCUCUGUCUCGCUGUGAGCUCUUUGAAGCUGGAUAUUCUGCUGAUGUUCUCCACCUUAACGACCCAAACUGCAAAGGGGAGCUCCAAAAUAACAGGCUGGUGUUCAGCUUUGACAGUAAUGUCAACAUGUGUGGCACAACUCUGGAGAAUAACAGCACGCACAUCGUUUUCAAGAACAGCGUUGGGACAACUGACUUGACGGGUGUGAUUAGUCGCACUGGUGGGCUCAACAUCACCUUUUCCUGUGUGUAUCCACUCAUCCAGAGCAUCUCCAUGCCCACGGCUAUCGAAGGCAUAGGAGGUGUAAUCAGCAAGCAUCUGUCUACUGAGGGCUCGUACCAGAUCAGCAUGAUCCCGUAUACCAGUGAUACAUUCCAGGUUCCACUCUUUGGCAAUGUGACCCUAGAAGUGAACCAUCAGAUGUAUAUAGCUGUGCAAGUGGAUCAGUUCGACAGCACUCAAAUCGGGCUUGUGCUGGACAGCUGCUGGGCCACGCCCGUCAACCAGAUCGACUAUUACAUCCGCUGGGACCUGAUCAGUAACGAGUGUCCGAACCCCAAUGACGGCACGGUGGCGGUGUUGCAGAAUGGUGUCUCCACGACCAGCUACUUCUCAUUCAGGAUGUUCACAUUCACCGGCUUCUCCAACAAGAUCUACCUGCACUGCCAGGUCCAUCUCUGUCUGCUGCAGACAGGCAACUGUGCACAGAUGUGCACUGAAAAUCCUUCCAGAAGACGCCGAGCUGUAGAUUUCUACGAUUCAGCUGCCAUUACCAUGGAAUUCUGAUUUGUUUGCUUGAAACUUACACUGCUAUCAAUUUUUUUAAAUCUUUGUUUUAUGUUUAAUCAUUAACUAUUGCUUUGCUUUAAUCAUAAAAGCAAAUUAUAUCAAAAUUCAGCUUUUUUUAAUUCAUAACAUCUUGUAAGUGAUUGUACUCAUCUGUGCUGGCUUAAUCAUCAUCAUUAGUCAUAAUAAAUCUUUCAAGCAUU
Ictalurus punctatus (channel catfish) is the source of this 1661-nucleotide messenger RNA. Its product is annotated as pancreatic secretory granule membrane major glycoprotein GP2. Gene Ontology annotation, biological process: neutrophil migration. The record is from RefSeq and is a predicted model, not a curated record. Bases 109 to 1458 code for a protein of 449 amino acids. The transcript is spliced from 27 exons. Gene Ontology annotation, cellular component: cell surface; apical plasma membrane. NCBI's taxonomy places the organism in Eukaryota, Metazoa, Chordata, Actinopteri, Siluriformes, Ictaluridae.